Messenger RNA from Aspergillus caelatus, 434 nucleotides. RefSeq lists its product as uncharacterized. Lineage: Eukaryota; Fungi; Ascomycota; Eurotiomycetes; Eurotiales; Aspergillaceae. The record is from RefSeq and is a predicted model, not a curated record. The transcript has a single exon. Bases 96 to 332 code for a protein of 78 amino acids.
CCAUGCCAUCAUCAAUCGCCAAAACCAUGUAGUGGCAUACGCACUCAGCAUCGGAGCCACAAUCCUGGGUGAGGCGCUUGCCCUUGCGGUUGAGGAUGGACAGGAGCAAGUCGUGGAAUGGCUUCUGUCUGUCAAGUUUGCUGAUUUCUCCCCACAGUAUGAAUUCUAUGGCCAAUUCACCAAUUGGACCUCUCAGGAGCGCAUUGCUUCCAAGUGCACAGCAGCCAGCUCGCGAUGUAUUGAGCAACUCAAAGCUCGUCAGCAGUGGCAACGUCAUGGCGCGUUUGAUAAUCGGUCACCUCUUUCACGGGCAGCUAGAGGAGGUCACUUGAGAAUCGUGAAUCUUUUGAUUGAAUUUAAUGUUGGCUAUCCGUCCGUCGAAGACUUGGAUGGGAAGACUCCUCUCUUCCUGGCUGUAGAAAGGGGGUUUCUGG